CAUGACAAUCGUUACAAAAAUUGUAUUGGCUGAUGAUAAAUCAAUUAUUGUGCGUGGUAAUAAUGCAACCGAAUGGCAUUCUAUACGAUAUCCAUACAAAUCUGUCUAUGGUCUAUCCAAAAGAUUAAAAUGUGAUGGAUCGAUUCAUGAACGAUUUCAUGAAUGUGAACGAUCAGCACACCAUGCAUGGAUAAUCACCAUUAAUGAUUAUUUUUAUGAAUCAAAAAAGUUUUGCUGCUUCAUCUGGCAAACACUUGAUUGUGAAAUUGAUGUUGUUGGAGAAUGUGAUAAAGAAUAUUCUAAGAAACUCGAAACCAGCACCGAACAAUCAUACAAAUCAAUGUGUGAUCGAAUUGGUUCAGCUCGGGGGUCAACAUCAUGUUGGUUGACACAAGAUAGACAAGAAACAAUUUCUUGGAUAGUCGGAAUCAUAAUUUUUAUCUUAACGUUGGUCUGUGCAUGUUUGGGAAUUCGAAGUUAUCUUAAUAAGAUUAAUGCUGCAAAGUAGGUGCUAUUGAAUUUUUUUUUUGAUCAGAAAAUUUCAAUUAAUUCAUUUAUACGAUUCUAUAGACCUAAAUUAGAAAUUAGCGAA
Messenger RNA from Dermatophagoides farinae (American house dust mite), 592 nucleotides. NCBI's taxonomy places the organism in Eukaryota, Metazoa, Arthropoda, Arachnida, Sarcoptiformes, Pyroglyphidae. The record is from RefSeq and is a predicted model, not a curated record.